AUGUUUCAAGAGGGUGGUAUUUUUUAUAAUGUCCAGAAUCUAUUGCAACAAGAUUAUCGCGGAGUAAACAUAGCGGUUUAUGCUCUCGCUACUGCAGGGUUAGCCGCAUCUAUACAUAAGAUCCGCCCGGUUAGCAAGUUCUCAAAAGCAAGCAAAGUUCCUGAUCAUUUCAUUCGUAAUCAUGAACCGCUGCAAGGGGUGUACGUCGGCGUACAGCAUUCACCAGUCCGUGUUCUAAUAGACCAUAGAGCUCCUAUAUAUUUACCUCUAUGGCAUUCAAGUAAACCACCACUUCCAGUUAAGCUGUGGGGAGUUGAUGUUGUAAGUGGGAAUGCCGUAAAUUGGUUGGAGUGUGUAGCAAAAGGUCACCAAGUAACUCUCAAACCUAUUAGUAGAGAUAAUGAUGACUUGGUUUCUACUGUAUUGCUGCAUUUACCGCAAUCUAAGGUCAAAUCAAUGGAAACGCUGGACAUAGGCCAAAAGCUUGUUGAAUUAGGAUUUGCUAAAGCAUCGGUGCCAGAAAAUAUUAAGAAGAAUACUAUUGAAUCCCAGUUGGCACCAGCUUUAUUGUCUGCAGAAGCUUACGCUAAAAACUACCGCCAUGGUAUUUGGUCUGACAGGCUGCCUCCAUUACCGCGACAUAUUGUGCUUUGGAGAAAAGGUUCACAGUUCACCGGACAAAUUCUGGUUCUGUCAGGAAAGAAACUAUUGCACAUCUUAGCUGUUGUUUCAAAAGGUGUUUUAAUAGGAAUGAAGACAGUAAUACUGUGGGCCUUCAGGUCAUCUCGCAAACAAGUUCAAACAACAUGA
Molecule: messenger RNA, 810 nt
Organism: Arctia plantaginis
Lineage: Eukaryota; Metazoa; Arthropoda; Insecta; Lepidoptera; Erebidae
Source: the annotation of a GenBank genome assembly